Messenger RNA from Platichthys flesus (European flounder), 1576 nucleotides. It is a transcript of the gene tnnt2e, whose product is annotated as troponin T2e, cardiac. Gene Ontology annotation, molecular function: troponin C binding; troponin I binding; tropomyosin binding. Gene Ontology annotation, biological process: sarcomere organization; cardiac muscle contraction; regulation of muscle contraction. Gene Ontology annotation, cellular component: troponin complex. The record is from RefSeq and is a predicted model, not a curated record. The transcript has 11 exons. NCBI's taxonomy places the organism in Eukaryota, Metazoa, Chordata, Actinopteri, Pleuronectiformes, Pleuronectidae.
AUGUCUGAAGAGGAAGUUGAGGAGAUGCAACAAGAAUCUGAUGACCCAAAACCCAAACCAAAGUAAGUCCUCUCGAUGGCUGUGCCAAAGAUACCAGAGGGAGAGAAAGGCGACUUUGAUGACAUCCAGAAGAAGCGCCAGGAGAAGGAUCUUGCUGAGCUGCACUCUCUGAUCGAGGCCCACUUCAUCCAGCGGAAGAAGGACGAGCAGGAACUCAUCACUCUCGUUAACAGGAUCGAGAAGCGUCGUGCUGAGAGGGCUGAACAGCAGAGGAUCCAUGCUGAGCAGGAGAACGAGAGACUGGCACAUGUUGCUGAAGAAAAGGAGAGAAAGGAGCAGGAGGACGCAAGCAAGAAGCAGGAUGAGGACGCCAAGAAGAGGAAAGCUCUGGCAAACAUGACUCACCAGUAUGCCGGCGUCCAACAAAGGCAGGACGGCAGGAAGGGAGCUAGGAAGCAGACAGAGCGAGAGAAGAAAAAGAAGAUCCUUGCCGACCGGAGGAAGCCGCUCAACAUCGACCGUCUCAGUGAGGUCAAACUGAAGGAGAUAGCCGAUGAGCUGUGGCACUGGCUCAUGACACUGGAGGCUGAGAAGUACGAGCUCACCGAGAAACUGAAGAGACAGAAAUAUGAUAUCAAUGUGCUCCAGACCCGAAUCGCUGUGCAGCAGAAGAUCGCCAAGGGAAGAGUCAAAGCCAAAGGCAGGCUGCGAUAGGAGUUCUCUGAGGGAACAUCUGAAGACGUGCAGCAGUGGUGAAUCAGAUUUAUUACAUAGUGCCUGACAUUUCGUGGGAGGUAUAGUGGACAGUGUGUCCUCCAUCCGUCAGGGUGUCAAUCUGCUGGUCAGUCUAUAAUCAUUUCAAGAGCAGAACUCAAAUACCCUUUUAAUGAAAUGCCUUUUAUGUAUUGAUAUUUCGCAAGUUUGGCCUAGAUUUUAAAUACCAACAUUACUGUCACUGUGCAACUGUGUUUCUUUUCUAGAUUUGGACACUGCACUUGUGUGUUAUUUUUUCAAGAUCUUGGAUGCCAUACUAUACUAUUGUUGUUUGUUCUAGAUUUUGAGCCACUAUUCUAUAUAUUGGACAACACACUAGUGUUUCCUUUUGAUUGCCACACUAUGUACUGUCAUUUUUUUCUAGAUUUUUGAAGCCACACCAUAUGGUAUGUUGUCCAUUUCUAGAUUUUUGCAGCGACGCACUGAGCAGUCAUUUUUUUUCUACAUUUUCGAAGCCGGAUCAUAUGUUAUAUGAUAUAGAUUAUUGGAGCGUCACACUCCACGGCUGUGUUCCUUUUCUAGAUUUUGGAACCAGGCACCAUAAAAUGUGUUAUUUUUUCUAGAUUCUGGGGGCGUCGCACUGUUCUUUUUGCUAGAAACCGUCAUAAUGUCUUUUCUAGAUUUUUGAAGCCGCACAUAUAGUAUGUCUGUUUUCUUGGAGUGGCAAACUGCGGUCGUGGUUUUUUUUUUCUAGAUUUUUGAAACCAUACUGUACUUCUACAUUUUUUAAGCCACACUUUAGUGCACUUACUUUUUGGUUACCUCACUUAUAAUGUUUUUGUUUUUUUUUCUAGAGUCUGGA